Molecule: messenger RNA, 3850 nt
Organism: Harpia harpyja (harpy eagle)
Lineage: Eukaryota; Metazoa; Chordata; Aves; Accipitriformes; Accipitridae
Gene: PRLHR
Product: prolactin releasing hormone receptor
Exons: 2
Coding region: 541-1575 (344 amino acids)
Biological process (GO): G protein-coupled receptor signaling pathway
Cellular component (GO): plasma membrane; neuron projection
Molecular function (GO): neuropeptide binding; neuropeptide Y receptor activity
Source: RefSeq, a predicted model, not a curated record
UAGCUGUGAGGGGCAAUUAUAGAUGCAGUGGAAGGAGAAGGGGAUUUUUGAAAGCAUAUUCAAGAACUAAUUACUAUUAGUAAGGAACACGCAAAGAGCAACGUAAUACCCAGGACAGCCAAUAGGGAUAAAAGCUUAUACACAAAUCUGUCAUGACCUAGUAGUGAAGACUGUUUAAAAACACUGAUCUCCACUUAGCUUGUAAAUGCGCAUCACCCUCUUUCUCACUCAUAUAUUCUCUCUCUCUCUCUGACACACACACACACACACGCUCCUGGAUUUGCAGCAGACAGAUAUCUAGGGCACUUCUUGGCAUCCACAGGAAAAUCAUAUGGGAUUAAAAAAACCACAGCAGAAUUGCUGAAAGCUGCCUCUCAAGGAUUACAACUUUGCCUUUUGCUUUUACGGAUGCUUGUUUACUAUCCAUGUGGUAACCGCUGGACAGCCGGUAAUCCAUUCAUUAUCCACACUGAUUGAGUGCAGGAGUAGUGCAGUGGUAACUACUUCACUCAGCUGACGGCAGACGACAAAAGGAGGGAAAUGAUGAAUUCGGACAAUUUAACCUCCCAAAGCUUCCUCUCUGCAAUUCACAGCAAUGCAAGCAAUUUAUUCUCAGGGCUCCAGUUUGUUCAGACCUUCAAGCCACUCAUCAUCCCCUGCUACUCACUAGUGGUUUUUAUUGGUGUCAUUGGGAAUUACCUUCUCAUUUAUGUCAUCUGUAAGACAAAAAAAAUGCACAAUGUCACCAACUUUCUGGUAGGCAAUCUGGCUUUCUCAGAUAUGCUUAUGUGUGCAACCUGUGUUCCCCUGACACUCGCGUAUGCCUUCGAGCCCAGAGGAUGGGUGUACGGGCGUUUCAUGUGCUACUUUGUUUUUCUGAUGCAACCCGUCACUGUGUUUGUGUCCGUCUUUACCUUGACCGUCAUAGCUGUGGAUAGGUAUUAUGCCAUGGUGUACCCAUUCCGCAGGAGGCUCACCAUCCCUAUUUGUGCUUAUAUCCUGGCUGCUAUUUGGCUGCUGAGCUGUACCUUGGCUGCCCCAGCCUUGGUCCACACUUACCAUGCAGAGUUCCCAGAACUGGACUUCUCCAUUUGCGAGGAGUUUUGGUUCCACAUGAAAAGAGAUCGCUUAGCUUAUGCCUACAGCACUCUCAUCAUCACCUACGUGCUGCCUUUGGCUGUCAUCUCCCUGUCCUACCUGAGAAUCUCUGUCAAGCUGAAAAACCGUGUGGUCCCAGGCAACGUCACCCAGGGCCAAGCUGAGUGGGACCGAGCAAGGAGGAGAAAGACUUUUCGCUUGUUAGUCUUAGUGGUGGCAGCCUUUGGAGUCUGUUGGCUGCCUCUGCACAUCUUCAACAUGAUAAAGGACAUAGACAUCAGCUUGAUUGACAAGCAGUACUUCAACUUCAUCCAGCUGCUCUGCCACUGGUUCGCAAUGAUGUCUGCUUGUACCAAUGCCUUCCUCUACGCCUGGCUCCAUGACAGCUUCAGGGGGGAGCUGAAGAAAAUGUUUGCUUGGAGAAAGAAAAAAAUUGGACCCACUACAAACUGCAUUAUGGCCAGUGUGGUGCUGUAAACGAGAGCUGGUGGGAGUGCACCUCCUUUGUAUGGUAACACUGUAAGUCAUUUCCAUUUUUAAUCAGUCCUGGUUCCUGACGUUUGUCCUCAGGGCUCAGUUAUAACAACACAAGUCCCAUGCAUAGCUUCCCCAGCACCUCCGCUCCUACUGGAGAAGGAGGAGCAGACAUCACAUCCCCAAAAUGUCUUUACCUCUUUGACAGGAGUUAGGGGCCAAGGAGGUGUUAGCACGAUGAGAUACCCUUAUGUAACUGCAGGGAUCCCUCCUAUCUUUUUUGGAUAUUGCUAAUAGUACAGACAUGGGAUUUGGGGACAGGGAGAAGGAAGGAUGAAUAUGAGACCUAAAUAUCUCAGUGAGGAAGUGCCUUGGAUUGGGUAAAAAUUAAAUCUGCAUAUCUACCCGGAGUCCAGUCCUUAGCCCAGGAUCCAGGGUGGAGGACUAACAACGUUCCUGUAGUCCUCUUGGGUUAGGGCCAUGCUGAAGAAUAGCCUAAGGCUCUCUGAAAUGCCCUUCCUGAGCAGCUGUCUCAGCUGUGGGUAGGAAACCAGGUUGGUAGGAGCUGCUCCGAGCCUCCCUGGGUGGGAUGUGCUGUGUCUGCCCUGCAUGGUUUCCCCCCUCACUGCCAUCUUCUUGCCACUGGCCAAGUGGAUGGAGUGGUAGCCUUUGCAGCAGGGCUGCUCACCCGCCCGCUGUGACCAACCACAUUGGGCAGGAAUCUGUGCUUCAUGUUUUUUGAACCCAGCAUCAUCAUGCAAUCUCAAAGCUCCCGUGUCUCGUGAACCUGCAGCACAGCAUGUAGCAAGGUGAGGUGCAGUAUUGCGAGAGGGGAAAUAAAACCGGAGUGAUGUUAUUUCUGUGAGGUGCAACUGCAAUGCAGUGUGCGCAACAGCCUGUUUGGUGGAUUUGCUGAUGCUGUCAUCAAGGAUGGACAGACUGGAGACAUAAUACGUGGUGGAAAAUCAUCCAAAUAGGAGGACAUUAAGACAUACCACCACUUUACCGACAUUGAAUUGUGUUCUUGCCAUUGUCUCACGUAACCCCAAUUUGCUGACCCUACUGCAAGUCAGCUGCAUUCCCAGCCACAGGAGUGGACGUCACCAUAGCCUUGUCAGUGCUGAGAUGCUUUCCACUCAUUCCUUGAGAAACCGAUUCUGAUGUGUGGCAAUGCUGCCAUCAGCUUUGAUCUCCAGAGACAGCCAGAGACUUCGAUACUGUCUUCAGGAGCACUUCUGGAGGUGUCUGUUAAAAGACAGUGGAUGGAAGGGGCUGCUGACAUAGAGCCAUGUAUGAACACUGUGUGACCGGUCAAAGAAAGACCUGUCAAACGGAGCAGAGUGGCAAGUGCUCUCUUUUGAAGGAGUCUUUUGGGAAGAAACAAUUUCCUUUGACAUUCACCUUUCAAUCAAAUGAUGGAGUUAGAAGCUAUAAUCAACCUAAUGGUUUCUAGUUUCUUCCUCCCUGAACUGAAAAUAACUGAGAUGAUAGAUAAUAGAUAAGUAUGUGGGACAAAGUUCUGAAAGCAGACAUUGUUUCUGAAAAGGUUUCUUCCAGCCUGCUCAGCCAGAAUCUAGGAUGGCAUGAGGAACUGCCUCAUACCGAGCUGAGAUCAGCUGGAGAAGCAGUGCAAUCCAGGGGCAGUUUUGGCCAUGGUCUGCAAGGGCAUAUAUUCGACCACAACUGCACAAGGCCAGAAACAUAUGCGCUGCGAGGCAAUGCAAAUAGACAAGGGGGGAGAGGGAAGAAAGAAAGGAUGGUUUCUCUAGUUUGUAAAUGUACUCCUACUGUGAAACUGUAAAUAUCAUUUUGCUCAUCAGCAUUCAGUAAGCUUAAUCUGGUUAAAAAAAUACACAGAUGCAUAUGCACACACUGGGAAAAGCAUUGCAAAAACAUUUGAAAUCCCUUUUCACAAAUUUCCUUAGAAUUUCAAGCUGUUCUGCUGCUAGUAAUGAGGAACUGGAUAUUAGAAAUUGAUUACAGAGACACUGAAUCAAGGAGGUCCUUUGAAAGUCGGCAUGACUUGCGUUCACUGUGUGAUUAAGUGUAUCUAUCUGCCUUGCUUACCUUGAUUUAAAGAUUUGAAUGACCUAUUAAAGCCUGUUUUGCUUUUGCUGAAUUUUAGGAAAUUGUUUUUCCUUCAAGCUCAAUAUGGCAAGUUACUGGAAUAACUGGUGAUUUUGAAAAGGCAAAAAAAAUCCCUUCCAAACAAACCAACCAAAUUUUAUAAGCUUUUCAGCUUUUGUUUCAGGGCUCUUUUGAAGAGAACAGAGAGUAG